Messenger RNA from Xyrauchen texanus (razorback sucker), 1108 nucleotides. It is a transcript of the gene eif1, whose product is annotated as eukaryotic translation initiation factor 1. The record is from RefSeq and is a predicted model, not a curated record. The transcript has 4 exons. Gene Ontology annotation, cellular component: eukaryotic 43S preinitiation complex. Gene Ontology annotation, biological process: translational initiation. NCBI's taxonomy places the organism in Eukaryota, Metazoa, Chordata, Actinopteri, Cypriniformes, Catostomidae. Gene Ontology annotation, molecular function: RNA binding; translation initiation factor activity; ribosomal small subunit binding. The coding region runs from base 149 to 490 and encodes 113 amino acids.
GUGAUACAAACAGGCGUCAUUUUGUAAGCUCGGCAAACGCUCAGAGUGAGACGAAAUCCCCCCAGAAAAGCAAAGUCAGUCCAGAUUCCCAAGACAAUAAACCGCAAGACCAACCGUUAUCGUCCGAAAGGAAAGGGAAUCUUAUCGUAUGUCCGCUAUCCAGAACCUCCAAACCUUUGACCCCUUUGCUGAUGCAACUAAGGGUGAUGAUCGGCUCCCUGCUGGGACUGAGGACUACAUCCACAUAAGAAUCCAACAGCGGAACGGGCGGAAGACUCUGACCACGGUUCAGGGCAUAGCCGACGACUAUGAUAAAAAGAAGCUAGUCAAGGCCUUCAAGAAGAAAUUUGCCUGCAAUGGGACUGUGAUCGAGCACCCUGAGUAUGGUGAAGUAAUUCAGCUGCAAGGUGAUCAGCGCAAGCACAUUUGCCAGUUUCUCACCGACAUUGAACUGGCCAAAGAGGAGCAGCUCAAAGUCCACGGGUUCUAGAAGCUGCUUUGAACGGGCCCUUCCCCUCCCCCAACACUUUACCCUAUUGCUGUGGUGCUGUUACCCAUCCCAGCAGCGCCCCCCUUCAAGGAAAAAAGCUGAAAAUGAUUACCUCACAUCUGAGACUUUUAGUAUUGCACCUGCAAAAUGUCAAGUCCUGUUCAACAAUGGACAGACAUCAUUUGUGUUCCUUGUCCCAUCCUUUAGUCCUUUUUAAUUUCUUGUGCUGCUCGUAAGUGUAAUUCUGUGUAACUUUUUCUCUUUGUUUUGUACGAGGCAUUUCAAUAAAACCUUCACAUUUGCACAACUUUUAAGUUAAUGGGCGGGGAGCAGACAAGGCUGUUUAAGAUUGUUUUCUUAGCUCCUGUUUUCUUAGCUCCUGUUUUAAAUGUCACCAUACCGAACCUGCAUUUCAGUUAUGAUGUGGGUCUGCCUGCUUCAGGGUUAUAUUGGAAAGCAUGGAAACCCCAUCUUGUCUCUAAUAUGCAUCUCUAACUGCCUUUUUAACCCUUAUUUUUCACAAUAUGCAUAAUUUAAAUUUUUGUAGACUUGUAAUAUUUGUUGUUUUUGGUCUGGAAUAAACAAUAUCCCAUAAUUUGGUCCACUGUUUUAAACAAU